GACGGAUUCUCAUUUCGAGCAGUGUUUGACUGUGUGUGUGCACAAAUUCGAGCAGAAAGUGACAGAGACAGAGAGUUGCUCAAAAUGCAAAAGAGAAAAAAGCACAAACUUUGCUCAAAACUCAGCAGCUGACGAAUCUGUCAACGGAGAUACGCGUCGAAACAGUUGUGUUUACAAUUUUCUGCUACACGCACGAAGAAUGUUGUGAAAAAAGUAUUGAGGGGAGGCGAACGUGUUUAUCUACAGUUUAAUUUCUACGGCCUCCAAAUGGUCAUUUUCGGCGUGUACAUCGUGAACAAAUCCGGUGGGUUGAUAUUCAACCUGGACCACAACUUGCCCAAAAUAGAAACGGAGAAAACGUUCAGCUAUCCGUUGGACAUCAAUCUGGAGUAUGAACCGAAAAGGAUUUCCGUUGCAUUCGGCCAGCGUGAUGGAAUCAAUGUGGGCCAUCAUUUGAUAAGUGUCAACGGGAUGCAGGUAAAUGGGGCGGUUCUCGAGGAUGGUCGGGACGUGAAGGAAAUUAUCGAAAGUAAGGAUAGCUAUCCGCUGUCGUUAAAGUUCAGUCGACCGAAGAUGACAACGAAUGAGAAGAUUUUUCUGGCCAGCAUGUUCUACCCACUGUUUGCCAUUGCCAGCCAGCUAAGCCCGGAACCGAAAAGCAGCGGCAUUGAGGUGCUGGAAGCCGACACAUUCCGAUUGCACUGCUUCCAGACGCUGACCGGCGUAAAGUUUAUGAUAUUCGCGGAAAACAUGCAGACGGGUAUCGAUGUGCUGCUGAGGCGAAUUUAUGAGCUGUACGCCGAUUACGUAUUGAAGAAUCCGUUCUACUCGCUCGAAAUGCCGAUCCGUUGUGAGCUGUUCGAUACGAAUCUGCAGGCGUUGUUGGAUCAAGUGGAGAAAGGCGGCGUGGCUAACAUUUAAGUGAUGAUGAAUCGUUUAACAUAAAUUAAUCGACAUAAUACAAGCCUAUAGCUUCAAGGAAA
Messenger RNA from Anopheles funestus (African malaria mosquito), 983 nucleotides. RefSeq names its product trafficking protein particle complex subunit 4 (gene Trs23). Gene Ontology annotation, cellular component: TRAPP complex. Bases 268 to 921 code for a protein of 217 amino acids. NCBI's taxonomy places the organism in Eukaryota, Metazoa, Arthropoda, Insecta, Diptera, Culicidae. The record is from RefSeq and is a predicted model, not a curated record. The transcript has 2 exons. Gene Ontology annotation, biological process: endoplasmic reticulum to Golgi vesicle-mediated transport.